Molecule: messenger RNA, 522 nt
Organism: Penicillium waksmanii
Lineage: Eukaryota; Fungi; Ascomycota; Eurotiomycetes; Eurotiales; Aspergillaceae
Product: GNAT family N-acetyltransferase
Exons: 2
Coding region: 1-522 (173 amino acids)
Biological process (GO): protein acetylation
Molecular function (GO): N-acetyltransferase activity
Source: RefSeq, a predicted model, not a curated record
AUGGCCGAAGCAACAAUCCGCCUCGCGACAGUCGAGGACGUCCCCAAAAUCCUCCAAUUCAUCCAAGAACUGGCCAUCUACGAAAAAGCCCUCCACGAAGUCGAAGCCACAAUUGAAAGCCUAACAAACACCCUCUCAUUCGCCAACGAACCCCCCAAACGUGGCUCAGUCUACACAGCCCUAAUCACUCCUCCCGCCACACCCACCAACACUAACCCGCAACCCGUGGGCAUGGCCCUGUACUUCUACAACUACAGCACCUGGCGCAGCGCGCCGGGAAUAUAUCUCGAGGAUCUUUACGUGCAACCUGAAGCUAGGGGUAACGGGUAUGGAUUUAAGUUGCUCAAGUUCCUCGCGCGCCAGGUUGUUGAGAUUAAGGGUCGGAGGUUGGAGUGGAGUGUGCUUAAGUGGAAUGAGCCUAGUAUUAGGUUUUAUGAGCAGGUUGGUGCUAAAGGGAUGGAGGAGUGGAUGAAGAUGAUGGUUGAGGGGGAGGCGUUGGGGAGGCUUGCUGAGGGGGUUUAG